GUCUAUCCCCACCACCAAGUGCAAACUAACAUCGAUAAACUGCUUAAUAUGUCUCGAGAUGGUCAAAAGUCUACUGCUUCAACUCCUCCUCCUACUAUAGACAUUGCUCCUGUAUCCAACUCAAACUCCAGACCUGGCCUUGGUCCAACAGUCCGAUCUCCUUCCAACCCUCACAUCGUACAAAAUGACCAAAAUGCACCCAGCUCUAUCUCCGAGAACAAUUUGAACAGGAGAGUUAAGGAUGGCAGUGCUCCACUGCCAUCUCUGCUUGGUAUCUCACAGGCUCAUCCUCAUACUCAGUAUUCAGGAGGAAGGUCUUUCAAUUAUGAAGAGAAAUAUGCACCUGAUCCUCUUGGUGAGGAGCUGAAUGAAAAUGCCCGGGUCUUCAAGGUUUAUCUGGAUGAGACAGAAAGCUUUGAUGAUGAUAUGCUGAGAGGCUUUAGAGAGACAAUUGAUUCAUUGCUGGUAUUUGCAGCACUUUUUUCUGCAGUGGUCACAUCCUUCAUCAUUGCAACCAUAGCUUCUCUUCAACCAGAUUAUUCACAAAUCUCUGCAGUUCUUCUGAUGGAGCAGGUUCAACUCCUUAGGGCUGCUGGAAAUUCUACUGCAAUCAAUGCUAUUCCCCAUUCUUCAAUUGAUCUGCAGAAUGCGUCAGUGGAUGCUAACACCCUUUGGGUUAAUGGUUUAUUCCUCACAAGCCUAUCACUGGCCCUGGUGACUGCACUUCUGUCAGUCCUUGUAAAACAAUGGCUCCAAGCCUACACCUCCAUAUUAGCAGGAAAUGCAAAACAAAGAGCAAUGAUCCGCCAAUUCAGAUAUCAUGGUCUAGUAAAAUGGAAAGUCCCAGAAAUCAUUGGAGUCCUUCCUAUUAUCCUACACAUGUCUCUUGCCCUAUUUCUAAUAGGCUUGACAUUGUACAUCUCAGUCCUCCACAGCUCACUUUGCUGGAUCUUGGUGACCAUCACAAGUCUUGCAUUCAUGUUUUACUUUGGGAGUAUCUUCAUUCCUCAAUUCAGGCUUGAGUGCCCAUAUAGGAUACCAUUGCUUUUUGCA
Messenger RNA from Lentinula edodes (shiitake mushroom), 1053 nucleotides. RefSeq lists its product as uncharacterized. The annotation marks the transcript as partial. The transcript has 3 exons. The record is from RefSeq and is a predicted model, not a curated record. NCBI's taxonomy places the organism in Eukaryota, Fungi, Basidiomycota, Agaricomycetes, Agaricales, Omphalotaceae.